Molecule: messenger RNA, 1608 nt
Organism: Dovyalis caffra
Lineage: Eukaryota; Viridiplantae; Streptophyta; Magnoliopsida; Malpighiales; Salicaceae
Source: the annotation of a GenBank genome assembly
AUGUGGGUUCUCUUUCAAGAGAAGAUGAUGGAGAGGUCAAUCAUCAGAAAGUGCUGCAACAAUCAACUCUGGCUGGUUAUUCUCAUCUCCUUUGUUUUAUGCUUUGUUUUGCUUUGCUUUAAUUAUUCAGCUUUAACUGGAAACCAAGAUGGGGUCACUGCUGUUUUGGCGGUCAGUAAUGAUGAAAAUUUAAUCACUGCCCAGAAAUCAGAACCCCUUCAGUUUACUAGUAGUCUCAAUGAAACCCUCAUUAGACCAAACAUAACAAAUUCUAUUACCGAAGAAACUAGUAAAGAUCAGCAAAGUGUGGAACAGAAACCAGUUGCAGAUUCUUGUUUAGGUAAGUACAUUUAUAUUCAUGAUCUUCCUAGGAGAUUCAACCAAGAACUGAUUGAUAAUUGCGAGUCAAUCACUGUUGGGACUGAGCAUAAUAUGUGUCCUUACUUGGUUAACUCCGGUCUUGGUCGUGAGGUAGAAAAUUCUGAAGGGGUUUUGUUAAACAAGAGUUGGUACUCAACAAAUCAGUUCUUGUUAGCAGUUAUUUUCCACAACAAAAUGAAGCAGUACAAGUGCUUAACCAAUGAUUCUUCACUUGCAUCAGCAAUUUACGUUCCAUUUUAUGCUGGUCUUGAUGUUGGUAGAUAUCUUUGGGGUGUUAAAGCAUCAAUAAGAGAUCAAUCUUCUUUUGAUUUUGUCAAGUGGAUGGUUUCACAACCCGAGUGGCAUAAGAUGUGGGGUAGAGACCAUUUCUUGGUUGUAGGGAGGAUUUCAUGGGAUUUUAGGAGACAAACUGAUAAUGAAUCUGACUGGGGCAGCAAGCUUAGGUUCUUGCCAGAAUCUAACAACAUGUCAAUGUUGUCAAUUGAAUCUAGUUCCUGGAACAAUGAUUAUGCUAUACCAUAUCCAACUUGUUUUCAUCCAUCAAAAGACAGUGAGGUACUUCAAUGGCAAGACAAAAUGAGAAGGCAAAAAAGGCCAUACUUAUUCUCUUUUGCUGGUGCUCCAAGGCCUGAUCUCCAAGACUCAGUCCGUGGCAAGAUCAUUGAGGAAUGCCAAGCUUCAAAGAAUUUGUGCAAGUUGCUGGAGUGUAAUUAUGGUGUUAACGGUGCUAUUACUUGCGAUAAUCCAGCUAAUGUGAUGAGGUUGUUUCAAAAUUCAGUUUAUUGCUUGCAACCUGCAGGGGAUUCAUACACUAGGCGAUCGAUCUUUGAUGCAAUUUUAGCUGGGUGCAUUCCAGUUUUCUUUCAUCCAGGCACGGCUUAUGCGCAAUACAAAUGGCACUUACCAAAGAACUAUACCAAAUAUUCUGUGUUUAUACCCGUGAAAGAUGUUAAAGAUUGGAAAGCUGGCAUCAAUGAGACACUGCAACGAAUUCCGGAGGAAAGAGUAAUGUCUAUGAGGGAGGAGGUUAUAAGGCUCAUUCCAAGGAUAAUAUAUGCAGAUCCCAGCUCAAGACUGGAGACCUUUGAAGACGCAUUUGAUUUAGCAGUUAAGGGAAUUCUUGAUCGAAUAGAUAGAGUUAGGAAUGUCAUUAGAGGUGGGGGUGAUCCUAGUGCUGGUUUUGCAGAUGGUGAUGAUUACAAGUACACAUUUUCUGGGUAUAUGUAG